AUGGAGGAUCAGAACCAUACGGUUAAUGACUCUCUAACUUUAAGCACCACCCAGAACGAGUCACCCCCCACUGAAACCAAAGCACACACCAACACCAACACCACAACCACCGCCACCGACAACAACAACAACAGCGUUGUUAAUGCUGUUGGAGUUGAUUAUGCUUUAACUGUAACCGUACCGAAGUCCGAGACUGAAAAUUCGGGACAAGCGGUGAAGAGAGGAAGAGGGAGACCUCGAAAAUAUGACGUUAAUGGAAACAUGAUGUCUCCGGUGUCGGCGCCGUCAGGAUUUCCCGAUCAUGCUAUUGAAAGCACGGUCAAGCGAAGUAGGGGACGUCCUCGUGGUUCUGGAAAACUGCAGAUUCUGGCUGCCAUUGGUGGGUAUAUUGCAGAAACAGCUGGGGGAAGCUUCACACCUCAUGUGUUGACUGUGAGCACUGGGGAGGAUGUGGUAAGUAAGAUAAUAUCAUUUUUCCAAAGAGGUCCACGGGCAGCUUGCAUACUUUCUGCUACUGGUGUUGUUUCAAGUGUGAUCAUUCGCCAAUCUUGUGUUUCUGGUGGCUUUCUGAGAUAUGAGGGCCUCUUUGAGAUAUUAUCUUUAUCUGGAUCAUUUACCCACACUAGUGGCGCUAGUGGUGCACAUCGUACAAAUGGCACAUUAAGUGUUUUACUGGCUAAACCUGAUGGGAGGGUUUUUGGAGGUUGCAUUGAGAGCUCAUUGAUAGCUGCUGGCCCUAUUCAACUUGUCAUGGCCACUUUCAAGCAAAACAUAAGCAAUCAAAUCAAGAAAAGACUCUUACCUGAAUCUUCCAAUGCUCCCAACAUGCCAGACAUUCCAGAUUUAGAAAGGGAUCCCCCAAAGGUUCAGAAGUUGAUGGAAGGUGUCCAGAGUAGCCCUUCACCAAAAUCAGAACAUGGUCCAACAGAAACAACUAAUGACAUAGUUGAAAAUGUCAAUUCUGCAACAACUAAUGAAGUGGCUGAUAAUGUUAUUCCUGCUGAUGACAACAUGCACUCUGCCUCUGUUAAUGGUGUUGACUUGGAAUGUCACAUCCAUCAACCUAUCACAGACAAAGGAACUUCUGCUGAUACUGAUGCAAGUGUCACAAAGAUGUGA
This is a messenger RNA of Abrus precatorius (Indian licorice), 1119 nucleotides long. RefSeq names its product AT-hook motif nuclear-localized protein 7-like. Gene Ontology annotation, molecular function: minor groove of adenine-thymine-rich DNA binding. Lineage: Eukaryota; Viridiplantae; Streptophyta; Magnoliopsida; Fabales; Fabaceae. Bases 1 to 1119 code for a protein of 372 amino acids. The record is from RefSeq and is a predicted model, not a curated record. The transcript has 5 exons.